Peromyscus maniculatus bairdii (prairie deer mouse) is the source of this 3297-nucleotide messenger RNA. NCBI's taxonomy places the organism in Eukaryota, Metazoa, Chordata, Mammalia, Rodentia, Cricetidae. The record is from RefSeq and is a predicted model, not a curated record.
GUUUCAACAGCAUGUGCCUUUCCGGGAAAGUAAACUGACUCACUAUUUCCAAAGUUUUUUCAAUGGCAAAGGGAAAAUAUGUAUGAUCAUCAAUAUUAGUCAGUGUUGUUCCGCCUAUGACGAAACACUCAAUGUAUUGAAGUUCUCAACCAUUGCACAAAAGGUGUAUGUUCCAGAUACUUUAAGUUCUUCUCAGGAGAAAUCUUUUGGGUCCAUCAAAUCUUCUCAAGAUGUAUCAUUAGACAAUAAUUUGGAUGGUAAAAUACUAAAUGUAAAAAGAGCCACUGUUUCAUGGGAAAAUAGUCUAGAAGAUGUGGUUGAAAAUGAAGAUUUGGUUGAGGAUUUAGAAAAAACCGAAGAAACACAAAACAUGGAAACUGAACUUACUGAAGAAGACAUAGAUAAAACGUUAGAGGAAUGCAGAGUCUUCAGCAGUCACAAGAACAAGAAACUGUUGGAUUUAAUAGAAGACUUGAAAAAAAGACUAAUAAAUGAAAAGAAGGAAAAGUUAACAUUGGAAUUUAAAAUCCGAGAAGAAGUUACUCAGGAGUUCACUCAGUACUGGACUCAACGGGAAGCCGAUUUUAAGGAGACACUUCUUCAGGAACGAGAGGCAUUAGAAGAAAAUGCUGAACGUCGCCUGGCAAUCUUCAAAGAUUUGGUUGGAAAAUGUGACACCCAAGAUGAACCAACAAAUAGAAUUUGUGCCAUGAAAGUUGAAACUGAAGGAGCUCGUAAUUAUGUAGGAGUUGAAGAUAUUAUUGAUUCUCUUCAAGAUGAUGUCACUGAUAUUAAGAAACAGGCUGAACUUGCUCAUUUAUAUAUUACAUCUCUUGCUGAUCCCCAGGAAGCUAUUGCUUGUUUGCAGCUAAAGUUUAAUCAAGUUAAAGCGGAGUUAGCUCAAACUAAAGAAGAAUUAAUUAAAGCCCAGGAAGAGCUAAAAAAUGGAGAGAGUGAAUCAGACUCUUUGGUUCAAGUGCUCAAGACAUCAAGUAAGGUUGAUACAUCUUUAACCAGCAAUAAAUCAACUUGUAAUGAAGCAGUCACAAUGCCCAAGAACAACAGAACCCAGACACAUUCAGAAAGGAAAAGAUUAAAUGAAGAUGUUCUUCAGCAAGAUGAACCACCAGCAAAGAAAGGACUUAUGCUUGCCAGUCCACCCAUCACUGAAGAACAAGAGAAAGGUGAAGAAAUGCAGCAAUCUGUUUCAGAAGGUGGGGAAGGCAUUAGAGUUUUACAAGAAAAGAACGAAGAACUAAAAAGGCUUUUAAUUAUUGGCGAGAAUGAACUCAAAAGUGAAAAGGUGGAAAAAGCAGAAUUAAAUGAACAGCUUGUGAGUUUGCAGCAGCAGCUUUGUGUCGCUGAAGAAAAGAACUUGACUCUGAGGACAAAGGUGGAACAAAUCCAGGCCAGUUAUGACAGUGCAGUUGCUGAGUUACAUAUGCAGAAAGCUGUGAACCAAGAGCAGGAGGAGAGGAUCCUGAAAUUGUCACAGGAGUUGGAAACUGCUACAAGAAGCAUCACAAGCAAUGUUUCACAGAUAAAACUAAUGCAAACAAAAAUAGAUGAACUGCGGUCACUUGAUUCACCUUCUCAUAUUUCAAAAAUAGAUUUACUUAAUCUCCAGGAUCUGUCACAUGGUCCUAAAGGGGAUAAUUUGCUGAACACAUCACUACAGCUUCCAGAUAAUGACAUGUCAAGCAAAUGGGUUAAGGAAUAUCAUAUUCAAGAGCACAAUAGGGAAAUUUCCUUCCACUCUGUUAUUGAAACCAUCUGGGGAGUAUGUAAAGAGAUUGUGAAGACCUCUUCUGAAAAGUCUCAUCAGAUUCAGGGCCUGGAAGAGCAAAUUGAAAAAUUACAGGUAGAAGUAAAAGGCUACAGGGAUGAGAACAAUGAACUACGAGCAAAGGAGAGUGAGGGUAUGCAUCAAGAUCACCAACUGAAAGAAAAAGAAAGUCUUAUACAGCAACUCAGAGAAGAACUGCAAGAAAAGAGUGUUAGUCUUGGGGUUCAAGUACAGCUUGUGGCCGAAAGAGAGCAAGCUCUUUCAGAGCUUACCCAGGAUGUUGCGUGCUAUAAGGCAAAAAUAAAGGAACUUGAAAUGAUGGUAGAGACCAAAAAGGAUGAGUGUAGGCGCUUAGCCGAAUUAGAGCAAGUCAUUUUAGAGAAGGAAUCUGCCAUCUUAAAUCUAGAAGCAAGUCUGAAGGAAUUUGAAGCAAAUCACCAGGAUCACAUCAAAAACACCAAAGAUUUAAAUGAAAAGGAAACCAAGUUGGAAGAAGAAAUCUCCCAGUUGACAAAUAACUUGCAUAAUAUGAAACAGUCACUUCAGCUAAAGGAAGAAGAAAGAGAAGCCAGCAGACGAGAGACAGAAAAAUUGAAAGAGGAGCUUGCUGCUAACUCUGUUCUUACUCAGAAGCUCCAAGCAGAUCUUCAGAGGAAGGAAGAAGAUUAUGCUGAGCUGAAAGAGAAACUCACUGAUGCCAAAAAGCAGAUUGAGCAGGUACAGAAGGAGGUAUCUGUAAUGCGUGAUGAAGAGAAAUUAUUGAGGAUUAAAAUUAAUGAGCUGGAGAAAAAGAAAAACCAGUAUUCUCAGGAAAUAGAGAUGAAACAGCGGACCAUCCAGCAGCUCAAGGAGCAGUUAAAUAAUCACACAAUGGAAGAAGCUGUACAACAGUAUGAGAGAGUAUGCAAAGGUCAGAACCAAGUUCCUCUUUCUAGAAUAAAAUUGACUGGUAAAUAGUUACAAUAACAGUUAACAUUUUUUCUUUAAAAAUGUAGAAAUGAUGGUGGCCAAAGAUACGUUAUCAAAAAUAAAAGGCAUUAAUUCUGCUAAAUAACUUUUAAACUUAAAAUUGAUUAUUAGAAAAGCAAUAGGUAAUAUUCAUUCAGUGCAACACUGAUUUCUUGGAUAUGGCCAGUACUUUUUAAAAAUAUUUUUAUUGGUUCUUUGAGAAUUUCAUACCAUAUGUUUUGAUCGUGUUCACCGUUCUCCCAAUUCUCAGAUCCACUCCAUCCUACCUUUCCUGUUCCUCCCAACUGUAACACGAAUUACUAAAUGAUCUUAUUAAUAGAAAACACGGAACCAGGUAUUGGGGUAAAAGCUGAAACAUCAGAGAAAGAGAAUAAGCCAGCCUCGUCCUUACCUCUGUGAAAUCUUCAGCCUCGAGAGAGAUCCUGUUUAUUCACACCUUAGAUACCUUUCUAUGCCCUGCCAUCUUACUUACUUCCUAGUGCUGGGAUUAAAGGUGUGUGCCAUGCCUGGCUCUGUUUCCAGUAUGGCCUUGAACUCACAGA